AUGAGAUUCAGGAUUGCCGGCCUGACCACUUCUGCAGCUGCGGCACCUAGUACGGCCACUGGCAACGAUGCUGCUGUCCCGGCCGCAGAGCAUCGUGGUCCCAAUGACUCCGAAAUCGCCAACGAGAAAGAGGCUAGGAUAGGCGAUGCAGCAUCUCGAGACUCUUCGGAUGACGAUGCUUCGCUUGAGAAGCUCGACACCAACGCCGAACAUGGCGUCCAGGCCAUUCAGGCAAUGACCCAGGUCUGGUCGAAAUCGCAUAUCCUGAUUGCCUAUGUCAUGAUCUGGCUCAUUGCCUUCAUCCUGGCUUUCGCAUCGGGCAUUGUCAAUACGAUGACCCCAUACGUCACGUCUAAUUUUCAAGAGCACUCGCUUACCGCUCUGACCGGCGUCAUCUCCUCACUGGUGGCAGGCAUCUGGAAGCUCCCAUACGCCAAAAUCAUGAAUGUAUGGGGCCGCGCUCAAGCGUUGACCCUGGGCGUGAUUUCAGUGACGCUUGGUCUCAUUAUGAUGGCAGGCUGCAAUAACGUCCAGACAUACUGCGCUGCCAUGACCUUCUACUACGUUGGCUACAACUCGAUCGACUUCUCCAUCACUGUCUUCAUCGCCGACACCUCGAAACUGAAGAAGCGAGGUUUCUUCCUCGGCUACGUCUCCUCGCCCUACCUCAUCACCACAUGGGUCUAUGGCUAUGCAGCUGCCGAUGUAAUCGGCGGCAUGGGCUUCCGAUGGGGCUUCGGCGUCUUCUCUAUCGUCGUUCCUGUCGUUUGUGCCCCAUGGGUCAUUCUCCUCUGGAUCAAUCAGCGCAAAGCCGAGAAGGCUGGACUCCUCCCACCCCGGCCCACUGCGCAGAUGUCCCUCAAAGACAAGACCCUGCACUACUUGAAAGAAUUUGACGUCGUUGGACUCCUCGUCCUAGCUACUGGCCUCGCUCUCUUCCUUCUGGCCUUCAACAUCUACUCGUACCAGCCAAACACCUGGCGCUCUCCACUCAUCAUCUGCUUCAUCAUCUUCGGGUUCUUCCUGAUUGUCGCUUUCGGCCUCUGGGAAGCCAAGUUCGCCCCCAUCACCUUCGUGCCCUGGCACCUGCUGAAAAACCGCACCGUCAUCUUCACCUACACCAUGGCCUUCUCCCUCUACAUCGGCUGGUACAUCUGGGACUCAUACUUCUACUCCCUCAAUGUCGUUCUUUUCAACCAAUCGAUCGUCCACGCCACGUACAUCGGCAACAUCUACACCGUGGGAUCCUGCUUAAUCAGCCUCGUCUACGGCCUCUGUCUCAUCUACGUCAGCGGCCGCCUCAAGCUCUGGUCUCUCUUCUGGGGCGUGCCGUUGACCAUCCUCGGCGUGGGCCUAAUGAUCCACUUCCGCCAACCCGACGUCAACAUCGGCUAUAUUGUCAUGUGCCAGAUCUUCGUCGCCUUCGGCGGCGGCGUUCUCGUCAUCAGCGAGCAGACCACCCUCAUGGCCGUCAGCAAGCAGCGCGACUUCCCCGCCCUGCUGGCCUGCGAGAGCAUGGUCAUCGCCAUCGGCUCUGCCAUCGGCAGCACCAUCGCCGGCGCUAUGUGGACGGGCAUCUUCCCAGCCAGGCUGCUCCAGAACCUGCCUGCUGAGGCCCAGUCCGAUUUCGCGGCCAUCUACGGCGAUAUGGUCACGCAGAGCAGCUACCCCUGGGGCAGCCCCACCAGGGAUGCCAUCAACUUGAGCUAUGGGCAAACGCAGCGGUACAUGCUCAUCGCGGCUACUUGCGUGUACACUGUUACUCUUGUGAGUGUCGCGCUCUGGCAGGAUGUGGAUGUGAGGAAGAUGAAGCAGAGAACCGUCGGGCUGCUGUAA
Molecule: messenger RNA, 1836 nt
Organism: Cyphellophora europaea CBS 101466
Lineage: Eukaryota; Fungi; Ascomycota; Eurotiomycetes; Chaetothyriales; Cyphellophoraceae
Exons: 2
Coding region: 1-1836 (611 amino acids)
Biological process (GO): transmembrane transport
Molecular function (GO): transmembrane transporter activity
Source: RefSeq, a predicted model, not a curated record